Arachis stenosperma is the source of this 1671-nucleotide messenger RNA. RefSeq lists its product as uncharacterized. The record is from RefSeq and is a predicted model, not a curated record. The coding region runs from base 729 to 1340 and encodes 203 amino acids. The transcript is spliced from 7 exons. Lineage: Eukaryota; Viridiplantae; Streptophyta; Magnoliopsida; Fabales; Fabaceae. Gene Ontology annotation, cellular component: mitochondrion.
CAGAAUCUCAGUUUCUCACCAAAAUUCCUAAUUUCCUAACCCUAUCAGAGUAAACACCGCUGCCACCGUCAGUCCGCAGCCGCCUGCUCGUCGUGAAGCCCCACCAGCCACCGUCUGCCCCCAGCCGCCGCCAAUCUUCUCUUCCUCACCGUCUCUGUGCUCAACGCGAAGCCCCACCUGCCACCGUCACCCCCAGCCGCCGCCACUCUUCUCCUCCUCACCGUCUCUGUGCUCGUCGUGAAGCCCGCCUCCGUCAUCGUCGUCAUCGGCAGUGACAGAGGGUACCGUCGUCGUCGUCCUCGAUCCUUUUCAUGCGCAUCCUCUCCUCCGUUAAUCUCUGCCCGGAUCCUCGCCGUGGAAUCUCUGCUCGGGGCCUCGCCAUCGCAAGCUGAUCCGCUUCCGAGCUCACUCUGUCACCGCCGUUCCUCCCUCGCCGUAUCUCCGUGAAUCUGUUAGUCCAGGCUCCAGCGUCGUCUUCUCCGGUCACUUAGUCAGGUGAACGGACUGGCGAAGAAGCAGGUGUCACAAUGAAAGGUGACAUCGACUGACAAAGAGGAAGGAAGUUGUUUUCACUAGUCACGACUGGCAGUGGCGACGCCGAUCAGAACGCGGGCAGAUUUGACGAUGAGAAAUUGAGAAUUUAGAGCUCCUUCCACUUCGAUUCGGUUACCUAAUUUAACUAAUUUCUCCGUAUACAACUCCGUUUCCAUUUUACGGCGUUUACCGCCAUGGAAGCCACCGACGACACAGAAUCCCCCGCACCGAUUGCCUCCCCAAAGUUAGCGGGAACUGUUAACUGGGGUACAACAACUGUUAUUGGAAUAUUUGCUGGCAUGUUAUACGGCGGCAGCAAGGAGGCAGCUGCUUCUGUUAGCAAGGACGCAGAAGUGACAUUGAAGCUUGGAAGUACAGAAGACAAACGUGAGCAAUAUCGUUUGAUGAGAGAUGCUAUGGAGAAACGGUUCAUUAGGGUUACACGGGGCUCAAUAGUUGGAGGAGUACGCCUUGGAAUGUUCACUGCUGCAUUUUAUGGCUUACAAAAUCUACUUGCAGAGCAGCGAGGUGUGCAUGAUGUUUUUAAUGUUGUUGGUGCUGGUUCAGCUACUGCUUCAGCUUUUGGUUUAAUAUUGCCAGGAUCACUACGUUGGCGAGCUAGGAACAUGAUGCUAGGAUCAGUUUUGGGAGCAGCAUUUUGCUUUCCUCUUGGUUGGCUCCAUUUGAAGCUGAUAGAAAAAGCUAAUGAAGGGAAUCAAGCUGCAAAUGAAAACUUAGAUAAGAGAGACAUAAAAAGUGGUGUUAGUGCUGCAAUCGAAAGGCUUGAAAGCAAUUUACACAAAUGAAAGCUAUUUGGCUACACAGAGGCAUGCCUUCUUGUUUCUAUUUUUCAGGGUUGUCAAGUAAUCAUGCAAUGGAGGAUGUGACACCACUGGGAAUGGCAUUGCUGUCCACUUAAUAGGAGAAAAAGUUGUAUUAAUUAAAUAAUUUCGUUGACCAAGUUGAGUCACACAGUUCUUCCAUAUGAAAUUAUGAUGCUAUUAUUAAUUUGUUAUUAUGUUUUUAGUCUUGUUAUUAUGACUUAUGAGGCUAUUGUACAAAGAGAAACCUAUACGUCGCAAGUAUGUCAUAUCCAAUUCAUGUUUAUCGUAAAAAAGGUCUUUUUUUUUUGGUGUA